AUGGUUCAAGGAACAAAACGACAGAAUAUGCAAACAAGCAGCUUGUAUCUCCAAACACCAAUGCAAGUUCUGCCCAGCCAGUUGUUUCCGGAGCCUGACAAGGUCGUAUCGCCCCGAUAUGCCCGUCUGGAUGGUGCUGUAGGGCGACUUUACCAAUGCCCAGCAAAUGUUCUCAAAGUAACUACUCCGUACAGAUCUGUACAGAAAAAGAAGAAAGCAGGAAACCUACUAGUUAACGCAUCCAACUGCGGCUUGGUUGUUGGAGUGGCUGGGUUCAAUGGCGCUGAUGAGAAGGCUACGCACAGACACCAUCUACGGCUGAGUGGAUUCGUUGGUGCUGUUGUUCCAUGGUGA
Messenger RNA from Histoplasma capsulatum G186AR, 354 nucleotides. RefSeq lists its product as uncharacterized. The record is from RefSeq and is a predicted model, not a curated record. NCBI's taxonomy places the organism in Eukaryota, Fungi, Ascomycota, Eurotiomycetes, Onygenales, Ajellomycetaceae. The transcript is spliced from 3 exons. Bases 1 to 354 code for a protein of 117 amino acids.